This is a messenger RNA of Sphaerodactylus townsendi, 1678 nucleotides long. It is a transcript of the gene RBM7, whose product is annotated as RNA binding motif protein 7. Lineage: Eukaryota; Metazoa; Chordata; Lepidosauria; Squamata; Sphaerodactylidae. Gene Ontology annotation, biological process: regulation of alternative mRNA splicing, via spliceosome. The record is from RefSeq and is a predicted model, not a curated record. The coding region runs from base 73 to 906 and encodes 277 amino acids. Gene Ontology annotation, cellular component: nucleus. The transcript is spliced from 5 exons. Gene Ontology annotation, molecular function: single-stranded RNA binding.
GCACAAAGAGGCCCGACAGCCCCCGUCCGCUCCGCUGCGCAGGCGCAGUGAGCCCACUGGCGAGUGGAGGCGAUGGGAGCUGCGGCGGCCGAGGCGGACCGGACCCUCUUCGUGGGCAACCUGGACCCUCGCGUCACGGAGGAGCUGCUCUUCGAGCUCUUCCACCAGGCAGGCCCAGUCAUUAAAGUAAAGAUCCCGAAAGACAGGGAUGGGAAACAAAAGCUGUUCGCGUUUGUGAAUUUCAAACAUGAAGAAUCUGUCCCCUAUGGCAUGAAUCUACUGACCGGGAUCAAACUUUUCGGGAGACCUCUGAAAAUUCAGUUCCGAUCAGGGAGUAGUCACGCCUCUCAAGACGGUGGUUCGCCUUAUUCUCAGCAUGGGUCUGUUAACGGAAGCCCUUCUGGCACACCGCAAUUGACGCCUGGUUGUAACAGCAGGUACGAGAGGACUGUGGAGAGCAUGCCAGCAGGGUUGCCAGCGAUGCAGAGGUCCUUCUCAUCUCCCGAUAACCUCCAGAGGCAAGCAGUGAUGAAUAGUGCUUUGUGGCAGCAGCAGCCCCAGUACAGCGGAAGGCACGGCUCUCCUCAUUCGGAGCCAUCAGGCUUCGCUUCACCUGGGCACCAGCAGAGUUAUUCUUACAGCCAGUCGUCAGCCUCCCAAAAGCAGUGGCGCCCAGAGGGGGUGUCGGCACAGCGCAAGACCCGGGUCGGUUCCCAUCCCUAUCAGUCCGACAGCUGGCAUUACGGCCGAGAGCAUCAGCGGGCCAGCGACUGUGGCUCCGAGCAUCAUUUCAGGAGCACUCGGGAUGAGUAUUGCCAUGACGACAGGAACUAUGGAGGCUGGAGUCACGACUAUGACAGCCGCAGGGAGAGCUCCAAGGAGAGCAAGUGGCACUCCCGCUACUAACCAGUAUUCCGAGUGGGUUUUAAAUAACAGCACUUGGGAAAGUUUAAGUUCUUAUUUCCUUUUCAGAAGUGGGGGAUGAGGAGUGUUUGUUUUUUUACAGAAGGCUUGUAGACAGUAACUUCAGGAGUUACCUUUUAAAAAUCAUUUUUAAAAAUAAUUGUCACCUGCAGUAUGGUUCCGAGGGGUGGGUGGGGCUUUGUUACCAUUGUAUUAACCUUCCCCUUGGGGUUGAGGCAAGAGAAAAGUGUGCUUUAAAAGGAGACAAAUUUUUAAAAGAGAGAAAAGAAUCAUUGUAGUUUUAUAUGAAAAGAAAACUCUGCCAGGGUGGUUACAUUUUCGAAUUGAUUUUGGUAUUUUCUUGUAGCCUGCACACAGGGCGUGUAUCUUUGGUGGUGUGGGUAGAAAUUCUGUGACAGAUCCACGGAGCAAGAUGUUCUGUGGCCUGUUGAAAUGUUGUAGACAGUGUUUUGCUGCUGGAAGAAAACGUUGCUGUUGAACAUUUACUGUAUUAAAGAAACAUUCAGCUUGCUCAGAGAGGUGAAAGGAGCAACUUCAUUGGAUGGCUGGAUAAUCUGUCCGACGGGAGGUGUUAAUUUUUUCCAGCCGCUUUGUCGGAAGUCUCUUGACUUUGAAAUUAAACGAGCCUGCAGUAUCCCCACAAGAUGUUUCCCACUAGUGUAAAUGGUUUUAAAAUAUCUCAGGAAAUGAUUGCAUCCCUCUGUGUGCCCCUUUUCUAUAUUUAAAAUAAAAAGAACCUGUUUGUAUGACAAAA